Messenger RNA from Nipponia nippon (crested ibis), 1140 nucleotides. The record is from RefSeq and is a predicted model, not a curated record. NCBI's taxonomy places the organism in Eukaryota, Metazoa, Chordata, Aves, Pelecaniformes, Threskiornithidae.
AUGUCGGGGAGCGUGCUGAGACUGGGGUCGGUGUCUCCAGUUUCGGACCCGAUUUAUGCCCAGCAGGUACCGCUCCUGCAGCACCACCCCAUGGCAGAGUCCUUUGCAGGCCUGCUUCUGAAACACCCCAGUCGUUUCCUCGAAGGUCUUUCGUUGUUCCCCGCGUCGAGGCUGGUGUUGCACUGGUUGCACCAGCUCGGACCCUUCAGGGAAACGGCGUUUCCCUAUGAAUACAGAGAAUUAGCAGUUACUGCCACACCUUUCUUCCCAUCACCAGUGUUUCUUGGAAUUGGACAGAUGGCAGCCACUAUACUUAUUUUGUAUGUGUCAAAAUUAAAUAAGAUUGUUCACUUCCCUGAUUUUGACAAAACUAUACCUGUAAAGUUGUUUCCUCUGCCUCUGAUUUAUGUUGGAAACCACAUAAGUGGAUUAUCAAGUACCAGCAAACUCAGUUUGCCGAUGUUUACAGUGCUCAGGAAGUUUACCAUUCCACUUACUUUACUGCUGGAAAUCAUCACUUGGGGGAAACGAUACCCACUGAGUAUUAUAGUCAGCGUAUUUGCCAUCAUUCUCGGGGCUUUCAUAGCAGCUGGGUCAGAUCUGUCUUUUAAUCUGGAGGGCUACACGUUUGUGUUGCUAAAUGAUAUCUUCACAGCAGCCAAUGGAGUUUACACAAAGCAGAAAAUCGAUCCAAAGGAGUUGGGAAAAUACGGUGUCCUUUUCUAUAAUGCUUGUUUCAUGGUGGUUCCAACAGUUAUUAUUAGCUUUUCUACUGGAGACUUUCAGCAGGCAACGCAUUUCCAGCACUGGACAAAUUUUUUAUUUGUCUUUCAAUUUCUUCUUUCCUGCUUUUUGGGGUUUCUCUUGAUGUAUUCUACUGUCCUAUGCAGUCAUUACAAUUCUGCGCUUACAACGACAGUAGUUGGUGCCAUCAAGAAUAUAUCCAUUGCUUACAUCGGAAUGUUGAUUGGUGGAGAUUACGUAUUCUCUGUGUUAAACUUUAUAGGGCUAAAUAUUUGUAUGGCAGGAGGACUGAGAUACUCGUUUUUAACCUUAAGAGGAAACAGCAAGCCUACGCAACCUGGGGAUGAAGAGAACGCACUUCCUGAGUCAAAGAGUGAGCCAAAAUGCCUGCCUUAA